Melampsora larici-populina 98AG31 is the source of this 852-nucleotide messenger RNA. RefSeq lists its product as uncharacterized. The transcript has 4 exons. Bases 1 to 852 code for a protein of 283 amino acids. NCBI's taxonomy places the organism in Eukaryota, Fungi, Basidiomycota, Pucciniomycetes, Pucciniales, Melampsoraceae. The record is from RefSeq and is a predicted model, not a curated record. Gene Ontology annotation, molecular function: phosphoprotein phosphatase activity.
AUGAGGUCUGUAAUUAAUCAAUCCAACAAAGUAUCAAAAAGUAUCAGUAAAUUAGAAUACGAAAAGAUAUCCGCAGAACUAAACGAACUCACCAACCCCAACACAUCAAUUCCACCACCACCACCACCACUUUUAAUACUAGAUUUAAAUGGUACAUUAGUAAUGAAAAAGAGACCAAAUCCAAUCAAACGACCAUAUGAAUAUACGAAUUGGGAAGUGAUGAUUUGGAGUUCUGCACAACCUCAGAAUGUUAAAAAGAUGUGUGAAUUAUUAGAAAUUGAAAAAAGAGAACAUGGUUUGGUUCCAAAAAAUGAUUAUCUUGAUCCACCGAUUCAUCAUCAUUCACAUAGGUAUCUAACUAGAUCAAAAGUUAAUUCAUCAAAUUCGAAAAUCAAAUCAAAUGAAACCCCACAAACAAAUCAUGAACAUCAACAUCAAAAUCCAACACCAAAGAACCACAAAAGAAAACGAUCAAUUUUAGAAAUUUGGGAUACAAGUCAAAUGAAUUUAAGUGAUGAAGAUUUCAAUCGAAAAGUAUCCACAACAAAAGACUCAAACUCAAUCUGGAAAAAGAUCAAAUCUUUAGAUCCAUAUACCCAACAAGAAUACGAUUAUGGACCAAAGAAUCAUAAAAGAUUAGUUUUAGAAAUUUGGGAUAGAAGUCAAAUGAACUUGAGUGAUCAAGAUUUCAAUCGAAAAGUAUCCACAACAAAAGACUUAAACUCAAUUUGGAAGAAGAUCAAAUAUCUAGAUCCAUAUACCCAACAAGAGUACGAUUAUGGACCAAAGAAUACGAUCAUAAUAGAUGAUAGUCCUGAAAAACUAGAGAUCGAAAUGAUGAUGCUUUAUUAA